UCCCGGAGGCCGCUGCCUCCUCUACGCCCGCCAUGUUGCUCGAGAGAGCGCGAGGGAGCGAGACAGAGCGGCGAGGGCCCGCUCCUUCUUCACCCACCUACACCAGCGACGCCGGAAGCUGCUCUCGAUGGUCUCAUGGAAGAAUGCAGGCAUCUGUUAAAGAUAAGCCUUUGGACACUGGACCCAUCUAUUUCUUUGAUCAGUUGAAACCUGAAAGGAAUAAAUGGGAAAAGGAAACAUAUGAAAAAGAGCUCUCCCAACUAAUGCUUUUGUCAACCAUAAACAGACCUUCCGGGGAGGAAAAUCUGCCUGUUGUCAUCCACUUGUCACUGCCCUCCAAGUUCUGUUUGGAAAACGGUUGGAUCUUUAAGCAUCCCUACUCAAAAUUGGAAAUUCUGAAAUGGAUGACUGUCCUCAGUACUGCUGUGGAGAGACUACAAGAAGCCACCACUCAAAUAAAAAGAGAAGAAGCCAAACUGAAAAAAAGAAGGAUUCAACAAACAACUUAUCCUGAGCCAUUAUUAUGAAGCUGAAAGCAAGAAGGAGAACCAGGGUACCCAAGAUUCUCAGAGUUUCCGGCUGGAGUUGCUGGAGAGGAGGCCUAAGAUGCCCAUUCUCAGGAAGACCAACCCAACGAUGAAGAAAUUCCAUCAUGCCCUGGUAGACAGUUCCUCUCUCAUCUCAUAUCCUUAUGAAAUUCCCAAGGGGAAAGGAAGGUGAAGGUGGCAGGAUGUGAAGGAAGGGGCUGACAGGUGGGGGUUUCCAUCCAGCAGAAAAUCAAUCCCAGGAAGCACUGGGGAAAGAGGUCUCAGGCCUCGUGUUUGUUCAAUGCUUUCCGGUGAGCGUCGGCCUUCCUUCCCACUGGGGGCAGGACAAAUCAGGCCAAAAAUGAGGUGGGGGAAAGUUCCCUGGUUUUCAAAACUUCCUUCUUUUUCAAGGAAGCUCUAGUGGUCCCUGACAUUUUUUGUGAAGUUCCCAGAGCUGGUGUUCUGAGAAAAGGACUUCUCCCCCGAUUCAUUUUCAUGAUUAUUAGAACCACAUGGAAAUUUAGUAUCUGGAGAAUCUAAGAGAGAAGAUUGAUUUUUGUAAUCAACUCCUACCUAUCCCAAAGGAAAAAGUCCCUGAGAGUCCACCAUAGUCCAUUUCGUAGAGGCUGGUACAGAUUUUGUAAAAUCACUCCCAGAGCCAUAUCUCUACCUGUCCACAGGUGUUGAUGGGAGACCUGACUCUCCGGCUCUGUCUUUAAGCAGCUUUGGUUUCCAACAACUCUGUAUUACCAGGACCCGUCUGAUCAGACUCCCCUGUUAUUAUUCACAGAUUGGUUUAAGAGAAGAUGGAGCCAAACAAGGAUGCAGGAGUGUUUACACAGGGGGAGAGCGUGGAACUGUGAGUCAGAAGCCUGUGUGCUUGUCUAACCCUACCACCACCAUGCUCUGUGACCACCAGAAAGAGUCAUCUUCUCUGGACUGCCUCAUAAGGAAAUAGCUAAUUAAAAAGAAGAAGAAUGUGUGUUUGAUAGAGUUAAUGUCUUUCUAUAGGACAAAAAUUAUUAGCAUUAUUGAGUUUUUUACCAACAUCAAUUCCUUGACCUGGAUUUUAUCUAUCCUUCUGGCCGCCUAGCUGUCUGCCAAAGCUAUUCUGACCUCCCUUGGGGUGGUGUGUACACCAACAUAUUCAGUGACUUGCCAGAUCCAGUUAUCCUGGGAAGCUUUACACCCUUGGGCUGUGGUAGCAUUUCUUUACCUAAGAGGUAUGUGAGAUAAACUAGAACCUGUAAAUAAGCGUGCUAUCCAGGGAAGAGCCAAAUGCCAACAAAGGCAAAUGCAGAAAAGGGAUCUUUUUAAUUGUUAGCCUAAUUGGAAAAGCAGGAAAUGCUUUUGAAAGAUAGACGUGUGUUCAAAGCUGCUCCUUGUACAGACUUGCAAUUUAGCACAGGUCAAAUUCCAUGAGUCGCAAUCCAAUUGUGCCAUCCACUAGCCAUGCUAUGGCCCUCCAGUGCAUAGGGGCUUCCAGUGUAGGAGGACCAGGUCCCAGGAGUGCACAGGCUGGCAACACAACUCGGAAACUGUGUAAGUGAACCAGGGGUAACUAGAUCCCAUGCCUGGGAAAAGUCACAUCCCUCUCAAGAUUUCUGCAAAGUUUUCAGGGAUUAUGACCUGGGGGUCUCCUCUGAUUUUUGCCAUCCUUCGAGAAUCUUGGUCUCUACUCUGUGUCUAAAACGUGUGGAUUUAUUUUGGCUCUCCUUUGAUUUGAACCAGUUGGAAAAUUAGCUCCUUUCUUUGAUUUUUCACACAUUAAAAACCACUUACGUGAGGCCUCUGUGAAGGUAGCUGAAUUUCUUGAUGGUUUGGGUCACAAGGAAUUUAUGGCACAGUCACAUAAACAACUUGCAUGGAAUGUAAAGUGUACUAAAUGUUCCAGUCCUUCAUCUAUCCUACGAUGCUGCCAAUAUGUCAUGUUUUCCUUUCCUUGGUCCUCUUUUUUCAUUACCUUUCUGUUUUAGGAGUCUCUUUCAUCUUUUCUUUCCAUAUACCUCUCUUCCCCAAAUGUUCUCAUGUUCUUACAGAAAGAAAAUGGAAGAUCAAAUUCCUCUCUUUAUAGCUCUGUCCCCAAACCAGACAACUUUCACUGAGCUAGCUGACGUGGGACAGGGGGAUGGGGAGAGAGAAAGGAGAGGUGGGGUCACUUGGCUGCCUCAGGCAAUCUUUAGCCACACCUUUGCUGUGAUGUUUUGUUCAUUUGCUUACACAUUUCUUUUUUUCUUUUAAUAAAUAUUUGUUGGAAACCUAUUCCAUUCUAGACAUUUGGAGAGUGGCAUGAGACAUGGUUCCUCUUUGUCAAGAGCUGUGUUAUAGAGAAACAAAGGCAAUAUUUUAAAAAAGAAAA
Ictidomys tridecemlineatus (thirteen-lined ground squirrel) is the source of this 2886-nucleotide messenger RNA. RefSeq lists its product as uncharacterized. The record is from RefSeq and is a predicted model, not a curated record. Lineage: Eukaryota; Metazoa; Chordata; Mammalia; Rodentia; Sciuridae.